AUUUUGCGAACGGCGAGCAGCGGCGGCGGCGCGGAGAAGCGCAGCGGAGGUUUUCUGGUUUCGGACCCCAGCGGCCGGAUGGUGAAAUCCUCCCUGCAGCGGAUCCUCAACAGCCACUGCUUCGCCAGAGAGAAGGAGGGGGAUAAACCCAGCACCACCGUCCACGCCACCCGCACCAUGCCGCUCCUCAGCCUGCACAGCCGCGGAGGCCGCAGCAGCGAGAGUUCCAGGGUCUCUCCUAACUGCUGUAGUAACCUGGGUCCAGGGCCUCGGUGGUGCUCCGAUGUCCCUCACCCACCCCUGAAGAUCCCAGGUGGGCGAGGGAAUAGUCAGAGGGAUCACAAUCUUUCAGCUAAUUUAUUUUACUCUGAUAAUCGGCUGAAUGUAACAGAGGAACUAACGUCUAACAGCAAGACGAGGAUUCUGAACGUCCAGACCAGGCUCACGGGUUCCAGACACAUUAACUGGAGAGCGGUGCUGAGCGGCUGCAGCCUGUACAUCGAGAUCCCUGGCGGCGCUCUGCCCGAGGGCAGCAAGGACAGCUUUGCAGUGCUUCUUGAGUUCGCGGAGGAGCAGCUCCACGCCGCCCACGUCUUCAUUUGCUUCCACAAGAACCGCGACGACAGAGCCGCCUUGCUCCGGACCUUCAGCUUUUUGGGCUUUGAGAUUGUGAGACCGGGGCAUCCCCUUGUCCCCAAGAGACCUGACGCUUGCUUCAUGGCCUACACGUUUGAGAGAGAGUCUGCGGGUGAGGAGGAGUAGUGGCGGUGCCGCCUGCGUCCCUCGUGCUUUGCUGCCGCCGGAGCCCUGGAUCGCAGUCCCUUUGCGUGUGUUGCGCUUAGUGCGGGUGGUGGGACCGACUGGUGUGCGGGGUGCAGACAUCAGGCCUGCUCCUCUGCUGGGUUUGUCCGCAUGUUGUAAUUGUGCAAAUAAACGCUCACUCCAAAUUAGCGGUAUAUUUCUUGAAGUUUAAUAUUGUGUUUGUGAUACUGAAGUAUUUGCUUUAAUUCUAAAUAAAAGUUUAUAUUUUACUUUUUUA
Molecule: messenger RNA, 1039 nt
Organism: Odobenus rosmarus divergens (Pacific walrus)
Lineage: Eukaryota; Metazoa; Chordata; Mammalia; Carnivora; Odobenidae
Gene: OAZ1
Product: ornithine decarboxylase antizyme 1
Biological process (GO): positive regulation of protein catabolic process
Cellular component (GO): nucleus; cytoplasm
Molecular function (GO): ornithine decarboxylase inhibitor activity
Source: RefSeq, a predicted model, not a curated record